UGGACGGCGCGAUGACGGCUGAGGCGGCUACGGCGGAGGUCUCUCAGGUUUUCCAGGAGUGUGGCUGCAAGGGUAUCCGGACCUGUCUGAUUUGCGAGAGGCAGCGCCAGGUUGACCCUCCCUGGCAGCUCUCCCAGCAGAAAACACACCACUUCCUUUACUGUGUGGACACAGGCUGGGCUGUAGGGGCUGAAGAGUCUGACUUUGAAGGCUGGGCCUUCCCCUUUCCAGGGGUGACACUAAUAGAAGAUUUUGUGACCCCGGAGGAAGAGGCCGAGAUGGUGCGCUUGAUGGACCGGGACCCCUGGAAGCUGUCUCAGUCUGGCCGUAAGAAGCAGGACUACGGCCCCAGAGUCAACUUCCGGAAACAGAAGCUGAAGAUGGCAGGCUUCCAGGGCCUGCCCAGCUUCAGCCGAGAGGUGGUGCGGAGGAUGGGUCUCUACCCUAGCCUGGAGGGCUUCCAGCCCGUCGAGCAGUGUAACCUGGACUACAGCCCUGUGCGUGGCUCUGCCAUUGACCCUCACUUGGAUGAUGCCUGGCUGUGGGGUGAGCGGCUGGUGAGUCUCAACCUCCUGUCCCCCACUGUGAUGUCCAUGUCCCGGGAGUCACCUGACACACUGCUACUCAGUUUGGCUCCUCCUGCCAGCCCCAAGGACUGUAUGGACAACAGUGUGUUCACCCCCACCCGCUCCGUCUUGUGCCAGGAUGUGGAGGUGGCCAUCCCUGUCCCCCGCUGCUCCCUGCUGGUGCUGACUGGGGCGGCGCGGCACCAAUGGACUCAUGCCAUCCACCGCAGGCACAUCACAGCCCGGCGGGUCUGUGCCACCUUUCGGGAGCUGUCAGCUGAAUUCCAGCCCGGGGGAAGGCAACAGGACCUAGGACGUGAACUCCUGCAGCUCUCAUGCUCUUUCCAAGGGAGACCCAUGUGAACUGCCUCCCUGGGGACAGGCCUGUGCCAGCCUGGCCAGAGGUGCCCAGGACAGCUCUCUUCUCCUUGUUAGGUUUUGGUGGAAGCCAUCUGACCCUGAUGCUAUGGGCAGUAUGAGCCCUGUACAGAGUUGGUUCGGAUGGGACCAUACACAGGGUCCUGCCCUUUGGACCUAUGCUACUGUUGGGGUUAAUCUGUCACAGUCUAGAGUAACAAUUGCACUUUCAAAAUGCUGGUACAUGUGUGAAAUGACAUUUGCCUUUACCUGUCUCAGGGUCUCCAGCUACUUGCCAGUCAGGCCCAGGAGCUAGGGACAAUGUGGGCCUGAGGAGAGUGCAAGGAUGGAAAGCAUGACUGGUGGCAGAUUUGAAGUUCAGGCUUCAGGUGGUGGCAGCUCCUGAGUUGGCUUGGCCUGGGUCAUGCUUCACCUUAGUGCGGGGAGUGUGAUGGGCAGGGACAAUGGACAGCUUGGUUCCCCUCACCACCCUGUUAAAAGUAGGAAAAAAGGCUUUUCCCCUCCUAGGAUGCCUUGAGGUUGUUUCUUUGGUGGCACUCAUGGUGUGUGUGGGGGGUGCUUACCUGGAAAAGGUGGCUGCCCUGGUCACCUCCAUCAGACAGUAGGGAGAACGGUGGCUGGACCUCUUUCUUGGGGCUCAUGAGACAAAAUAUACUCAGCUGAGUGCCACCUGCCUUAGGCUCCUGGGGGGAAUAGGGCUGCGUCACCCCCUGGGAAAGAGUCCUGAUCAAUGUGCUCUGUAAGUCCUUGAAAACCACUAAGAGCUCUGAGGCACCAUCUGCAGAGCAGCUUCCCAGCCACUGGCCAAGCUAAAUCCUGCAAAGGCCCUGCGAGAGCUGGCUGGGAGUGGCAGAAUAUGCCUGUAACCCCACACUCAGGAAGCUGAGGCAAGACUCUGCUAUGGAUCAAGAUUCUGUUAAAAAAAAAAAAAAGAUCCUGUGAGAGGUGGCUGGCAGGUGGGCAUGGGCUCUGGGGCC
Messenger RNA from Octodon degus (degu), 1921 nucleotides. RefSeq names its product alkB homolog 4, lysine demethylase (gene Alkbh4). Lineage: Eukaryota; Metazoa; Chordata; Mammalia; Rodentia; Octodontidae. Gene Ontology annotation, cellular component: midbody; contractile ring. Gene Ontology annotation, molecular function: demethylase activity; oxidoreductase activity; actin binding. The record is from RefSeq and is a predicted model, not a curated record. Gene Ontology annotation, biological process: actomyosin structure organization; oxidative demethylation; protein demethylation. The coding region runs from base 12 to 929 and encodes 305 amino acids. The transcript is spliced from 3 exons.